Molecule: messenger RNA, 774 nt
Organism: Angiostrongylus costaricensis
Lineage: Eukaryota; Metazoa; Nematoda; Chromadorea; Rhabditida; Metastrongylidae
Source: the annotation of a GenBank genome assembly
AUGCCAUCUAGAGACAGAUUUGACUCGAACUGGCUGCGGUUUCGAAAUCCAUCGGACAACGGAGCGAGGAAGCAUAGACGCCAAGUAUAUUUAUUUCCUGAGGACACAUGGGAAAAGAGUGAUAUCGAAAGAAGACUGAAGAAGUUCAGUCAUGACGCUGUACUCAGUGAUGAUAAGACUCUCCACGAUUUCCUUGAAGCUGUCUGCAUGGACGGUAUAGCUCUCAUUAAAAACGCUCCUAAAGGAUCCACAAAUGUCCUUCAAAUGCUCCACAUGAUCGAGAAAGCACAGGAAGGUGGUAACAACUUGUUCGUCGAUGGAUUUCAUAUUGCUGAGCAGCUUCGUCGAGAAAAGCCGAACUUUUUCAAAUUACUGACGACAUCGCCAAUAGAGUUUAUCGAGGAAGGCUUUGACAUCCACGAUGGCCCCGACGGCAGGCCAUCGAGAUUUGACUACAAUAUGUGCUCCCGGCACCGCACUAUCAAAUUGGAUGACAGUGGUCGAGUGGUCAAAAUCCAGUUCGGGAACGCCAUGAGGAGUUGGUUCUACGACUGUGAACCGGAGAAAAUUCAAGAAAUAUACAGGCACGUACUAUUAAGUGAUACAGUACUCUGGGCGAACACUCGCCUGCUGCACAGACGCGAUGCCUUUCGUAAUGCGCCAAACGUCAGCAGGACUUUAGCAGGAUGCUAUUUUUCCUGGGACAUAGUCAAGUCCAGAGUACGACUCUUAAAGCGAAGGCUUGAACUACCGUGCGCUCAGCCUUCUGCUUAA